Messenger RNA from Coccinella septempunctata (seven-spotted ladybird), 860 nucleotides. RefSeq names its product RPII140-upstream gene protein (gene 140up). The transcript is spliced from 5 exons. Bases 47 to 802 code for a protein of 251 amino acids. Lineage: Eukaryota; Metazoa; Arthropoda; Insecta; Coleoptera; Coccinellidae. The record is from RefSeq and is a predicted model, not a curated record. Gene Ontology annotation, cellular component: mitochondrion.
UCUGUGAUAUAACCUAAGAUCAAUAAACACUAAACACUAAUAAAAAAUGUUCAAAUAUUUAAAAAAUAUUAAUUUUCAUGGAAUGAUGUUUGGUGCUUUUUUCCCCUUCUCAUCCACAAAUGAUUUCGAUAAAGUCGAUAUUGGGCUAGACACAUUGAAAGAAAAUUCCUCUGAUGGAUGGACAAGAUUGCGUAAAAUGUUUCAGAUCGACGAAUUUGGAGAAGUUAGUGAUGAAGUUACUAUAAUUGGUCAAACAGCUAUGAUAAGUAGUUUUGUGGGCUUAGUUUAUGGUGGUGUUAUGAACAGUAGCACUGCUUACACAGAUUUCUUGAGGCAAAAUACUGCUUCUACAUUUACUUCUCAUUUUGAAGCAAAAAGAAAACUUCAAGAUGCUGUCACUAAAAGUUUUGCUAAAGGUGCUUGGAAAUGGGGUUGGAGAAUCUGCUUUUUUUCAACAUCUUUUGUAGGACUUUCUACUACCAUUUCAGUUUAUAGAGGAGAAAGUGGUAUUUGUGAAUAUGCUCUAGGAGGAGCUAUCACAGGUGCUUUAUAUAAAUGGCAAAUGGGACCAAGAGGUUGGAUUGUUGGAGGUGCACUUGGUGGAAUAUUAGGUCUUUUCUCAGGGUCACUUUCUUAUGGAUUGUUGAAACUUUCUGGCAAGUCAAUGAGUGAGCUGAGGAAAUAUCAAGCUGGAAUAGGUGAUUAUAGAAGAGAUUUGAUAAGAGAAGGAAUGAAACGAAAAGAAGAAGAUGAAGACCAUCUACUUUUGAUGGUUAAACCUUCAGGAGGAACGGAAAAAUAAAAUAUUAAUUAAAACCCUGUAAUUUAAAAUAAACUUUGUAAAUAUUUACCACCGUUUA